AUGACAUUGGUCAAGGGGAAGCAGUAUGCUGUGACCCCCGUCGCGCAGCCGGCUCGGGCUGAAGUUCGCCGCCAGGUGUUGGACCGGAUCCGAGAGCGCUGGAAGACAUCCCUGCAAGAGAUGACCCCUGCAGAUCCUGGGGCACGGUGUCGGCGUCUGCUCCUUCCAGUCAUCGACCGAUGGCUCGAUCGGCGAUUCGGACGCGUCAAUUACAGCCUGACGCAAUGGUUCACCGGACAUGGCGCCUACAACUCCUUCCUGGCCCGUAUCGGCCGGAGGGACGGGCCAGAGUGCCCCUAUUGUCGUGAGUCUCCCGAGGACGCUACCCACGUUGUAGUAACAUGUCCCGCUUGGACUGCUUACAGAUCCACCAUCGAUCUACACGACGUUGGCCCCUUGGAGGCUGAGAGGCGUCUGGUCAACACCGCGUUGGCCAGCAGGAACGACUGGAGCCGCGUGGUGGAGCUUAUCUCCACCAUCAUCACGCUCCGCGAGGCGGAUGGCCGCGAAGAGGAGCAGCGGCUGGAGGCUGCCCGUGCAGCAGUCUUAGGGGGCGCGGUGUAG
Ooceraea biroi (clonal raider ant) is the source of this 564-nucleotide messenger RNA. RefSeq lists its product as uncharacterized. The record is from RefSeq and is a predicted model, not a curated record. Lineage: Eukaryota; Metazoa; Arthropoda; Insecta; Hymenoptera; Formicidae.